Messenger RNA from Iphiclides podalirius (scarce swallowtail), 750 nucleotides. The record is from the annotation of a GenBank genome assembly. NCBI's taxonomy places the organism in Eukaryota, Metazoa, Arthropoda, Insecta, Lepidoptera, Papilionidae.
AUGAGUACGUUUCAAUUUAGUACAUUAAUCCACGCGACUCUGCCGACGUGCUGUACGACGUUAACGAGGAUCGUGCUCCGAUCAGCUCGAGACUUCCGCGCCUGGCCCUCGAUUCCGGCGGCGGGCGUCAAAUCGAAUCGCGGGCGAAUCCGCGCAAAUUGGCCUAGCGAUUGCCAAUCUGCCGCCGCGGCACGCUCAAAGUGGCCCAAUGCGCGAAAUGAGCGAGUAUCGUCUCUGGAAGCGGCGAAAGACUUCACCGUCGACGGCCUCACCGGCUACAACGGCAAAAAGAAAAAGAAAAAACGCAGACAUAGGACGAUCUUCACCUCCUACCAGUUGGACGAGCUGGAGAAGGCCUUCAAGGACGCGCACUACCCCGACGUGUACGCGCGGGAGAUGCUGUCGCUGAAGACCGACCUGCCAGAAGACAGGAUACAGUUACACACAACGGGCGCUCAAGUGUCGCGCCUACCCUCGGAAACUGCGGGGAAAACACAAAUACAGCCCCCCCCCUCUCCCGCUACCCACUCCCUUCUGCGCCCUUGCGUAACCCCCGCCUCCCUCGCAGCGCGCGCCGUCCACAACGCAAAGCAAACUCUAAUCGCGCCGCAUACAGUGUAUCGCCACUCGAACUGUUCGGCGGGAAAACUCAACGUCCGCUUUCCCGAAAUGUAUCUUAGCGCGCUGGGAUUAGGGUGCGGAUUGCGGUGUGCGCGUGCGUCGCGGGCGACGACGGCUCAAUUUUCGGUA